Molecule: messenger RNA, 669 nt
Organism: Didymodactylos carnosus
Lineage: Eukaryota; Metazoa; Rotifera; Eurotatoria; Philodinida; Philodinidae
Source: the annotation of a GenBank genome assembly
AUGUUACAAACCCAAAUCCAAGCGACUUGGGUGUAUUGGUUUGAGUAUUGGGUACCCAAGUCUCGGACUUGGGCUGAUGCGAUGAAAUCCGAACAAGCAGAUCUCCCUCUCAAAGACAGAAUUAUUAAUGCAUCGAAGGAAGAAUUAAAUAGAUUACCGUCAGAAUUAUUAAAAUUAGCAAUGGUUUUAUAUUUUCCCGGAAUAAUUCCAAUCAUUCUUUCAACGCCAAUGAUGGGAGAUACGUGGGAUGAUUAUAUAUUAGAUUAUGCAUUAUACGAUGCCAUACGAUUAGAUUCUGUUACGUUUGUUGAUAUUCUUGUUGAAUAUGGUGCAACUUUUGAAAAUUUAAGAAGAGAUAAGAUAGUUCAUAUAGAUGAACUUUAUCAGGAUCAUAAAAGCGCGAAAAGACGUCUCCCAUGUGGUGAUAACGAGAAUCCGUUACAAAGAGAUUAUUAUUAUAUGUAUUUCAAAGAUAAAAUCGAAGAGUUUUCAUUUGUAAACGAAAUUGACUGGUAUUAUAAUGAAAAUGGUCCUCCUUACAUUUCAGACCUAUUUUUAUGGUCUAUAUUCGUUGGUCGUUAUGAUAUGUCUGAUUAUUUGAUAUCAAAAGUAGAGGUAUCCAUUGCUUUCAAGUCAUAUAAUCGGCAGUGGUCCGCUAAUAGGGGAUGA